Messenger RNA from Sporisorium graminicola, 3684 nucleotides. RefSeq lists its product as uncharacterized. Gene Ontology annotation, molecular function: transporter activity. The coding region runs from base 1 to 3684 and encodes 1227 amino acids. Gene Ontology annotation, biological process: transport. Lineage: Eukaryota; Fungi; Basidiomycota; Ustilaginomycetes; Ustilaginales; Ustilaginaceae. The transcript has a single exon. The record is from RefSeq and is a predicted model, not a curated record.
AUGGUCAACAUGACCUGCCCCACCAUCCCGGACAAGCCCACCGAUCCCAAGCCCUUCUUCGCCAAUGGUCAGAUCGACUUCAAGGCGCACGACGUCGGCUGGCUCAUCUGCGGCAUCAUGGCGCUCAUCGCCACCAUCUCGUCCUCAUGGCUCAUCUGGAAGCACCUCACCUACUACACCUGCCCCCAGCAACAGCGACACAUCGUUCGACUCCUCAUCAUGGUACCCAUCUACGCGAUUGUCUCGUUCAUGUCAUACCUAUUCUACGAGCAGGCGCUCUACUACCAGACCAUUCGUGACUGCUACGAGGCUGUCCUCGUUACUUCGUUCUUCUAUCUCAUCCUGGCUUAUACGGGCGAUACGCGUGCAGAGCAGCAUGCAGUGUUUCGCAACCUCGAUGUCGGCGAUCGCUUCUGGGUGUGGCCGCUGGGGCGUUGGAAGUACAGGCCCGAGGGAUUGCACUUUCUGUGGCUCAUGAAGAUCUGCGUGCUGCAGUACGCCAUCAUCCGACCACUGUGCACUUUCAUUGCUGUUGGAACCGAGUAUUUUGGCUACUACUGUUUACACAGCUGGAUGCCGUGGUUCACGCAUGUCUGGUGUGCGCUGCUCAUCAGCAUCUCUGUGACGGUGGCCAUGUACUGUCUCAUUCAGCUCUACAUGCCAGUGCGCAAACUUGUCGAUCCAUACAAGCCCGUACUCAAGUUUCUCUCGAUCAAGACCAUCGUCUUCCUCACCUUCUGGCAGGACACACUCCUCUCGUUUCUCGUCAGCUUCGGCGCCAUCAAAGAGACUGACUACUUCACAGCAGAGCAGAUCCAGGCUGGCAUCAAUGCGCUGCUGCAGUGUUUCUGGAUGCUUCUGUUUGGGUUCAUCCACAUCAAGGCGUUUAGCUAUCUGCCCUAUCGUCCCGAAGAUCGCGCACGCACGACCAAGAGGGGCAAGGCGUUGCUCGACUCGCUCGACUUCCGCGACUGGUUCUACGAGAUGAAGGAGAGCACUCGCUAUGUCGCCGCCAGAUCCAAGGGCAGGAACUACACGCUGGCAGAAGACCUGCGUGCCAAGCGCCACGAACAUCUGCUCAAUGCGUUCGGCAAGCAUCGCACCGCCAACCUCGAGACCGAGAUCGAUGUGGAAAAGGCCACCAUGCCGACGUUUUGGAAGAAUCCGGAGGAUGCGCAGUUCUGGACACCUGGCGAUGACUCGAAGCACACCGCAUCGUACGUCAAGACGCACACUGCGGAUGAUUCGAUGCCAAGUCAAGGUAGACCAUCUGCUGCUCGUGACGGUGGCAGGCUAGUUGAGCACCCGCGCGAAGCUCAUGCCCAACGAGCCGCCGAGUUGCAGAGACUGGUCGCUGAGCUCGACCUGCAGGAGGUCGAUCAGUCCAUCGUCGGUGUUCAAGAUCACGAAUACGGGUAUGACGAUGAGAGGUACGAACGCGCUGCACUCAUCCACCAGCAUCACGAGCCUACCUCUCGAGCUUUCCACCACCUCGACUCGCCAGGCAAAGACGACGAUAAGCACCCGGAGCUCACUCAGUACCAUGCUGCGACCGUUCAACUCGCCAACAUUCCCUCGCUGACCUACGACCAAGCCGAGACGCCACACGCUGCCGAUGCGGUGCAAGAGGAGGACGCAGCAGCACCAGCAGCACACGCGCGACAGAGCUCUCGCACUGCACCCGGUGUAGGUGCCUUUGGCAUCGCCUCUUGGUUCGGUUGGAACAGCAGCACAGACCCACACGAAACGCAGCAGCAGCGCACGGGGAACAGCGCCGCUAACGGCUAUCUCCAGCCGGGCGAAACGUACGGAGCAGAUGCACAGCUGCGGUCACCCGACGCUGAGGGCACAAACUGGUGGCGCAACUACUGGGACCGUGUUUCGCACGCAGGUAGCCGCGAGCCGUCCGUUGCCGGAAUCGAAGACGACGAAAAGGAGACAGCUGCCCCACCGGCAGUCAUGCGCCAGGUCACGGCAGGAUCGUGGGGUAUCGAGAACAUCAUUCAGCAGGCGCAACAACAGCAAUCACGCUUUGAACGUCAGGCCGCAGGAGAAAGCAUGUCCGGACCGCUUGCUGCUCCUCCGGCUCUCCGGAUCGAAACGCGUGGCAAGCACGCAGGGCACAUGAGCCUGGACAGCACAGCAUCGCCCUCCUCGAUAAUCAGUCCACACACCGAUUCGCCGCUGUCGCGACUGAUUCAGACGUCGCGCGAUUCGUUCAGCUCGCUCAACCGCGACGAAGUGCGAGAGCAGCUUGCUGCAUCGUCCUCGAACUUGAGCCCGAGAAAGGCCGAUGCGGCGGCAACGACGACGACGGCGAAUCCGACGAUCAGAGCGGUGACGGCAACGUCUCGCCCAACAGUCGCGCCUAGGGCGUCGUCCUUUGCCGCCGCGUCAUCGAAACAGGCCAGUGUCAGCCGAGUCACUUCGACAACUACUCGAUCCGGUACCGCCGCCGAAGCAGCAGCAGCGAUGCCGCUCGCCUCAGCAGACAUGUCAUCGACGACGACGGGGAGCACCGCAAAGCAUCCGAUCGUGUUUGCAGACGCCCUCGUCGAGCAGCCUGUUGCGGAAGACGAUCCAGUUGCCACAGAGGUAGCCGCCAAGCCGCUGCCACCGGCUGUCGGUCCCAAGGGCAAACUGUUCAACCUCGUUCUGCCGUCGCCUCUGUCGCCAGCCCGGUAUCCGUACGGUAAAGAGGGUGAAGCUGCGCCGGAGGAGAACAAAAGUGGGUCGUCGAAGCACCAGCCUCAGCGGCAAAACAGCGAAGCUAACGACGGAGCAGGGACGCUGAAGUGGGUAAACCAGAGCAAACCACAGAAAUUUUCCGCGACUGAAGCGUCCUCGGUCGAUGCGGCGGCGGUGAAGCUGCCCAAGGGCAAGAACGUCAUCACUGUGGGAGGGAUGAGUCUUGCGCAAGCCAAAGCGGCGCAGGAAAAGGCUGAUACUCAAGCACAUGCCCAACAGCAGCAGGAGCAAUCUCGUACACGUUCCACCGCCGCGCCUGUCUCAGCACCAAAGUCGAUCCUGCUCGAAGGCACGACCGCCAAGCGAGAGGGGAAGCUGGUCUUGCCCGCACCCUCCCGGUUCACGGGCGCGGGUGAAGAUCCGUACCUCGCUGGGCGGAGCGCUGUUGUCGACCGACGCCCCCCUGCCGCCAACAGACAAGCCAGUGGCGGUCUCAAGAGCGCCACGAGCGUCGUCACCUCCUCGGCGCAGACGAAAAUGUCGUCGGCAACGACGUUUGAAGUGGGCAGCAUCGUCCCGCGCCAAGCUGUGCGUGCAUCCAUGUCGCCAAGCACGACUGCACCGCCGUUGAGCGGCUACUACGAGUCCCUCCGGCGAUCCCACGUUGACGUUGGUGGGUCCAACGGCAGUGGUGCACAACAACAGCAGCAGCAGAGGCACUCGUACGUGCCGAGUGUACACGGCCCGCCCAUGCUGCCGCCCCACCCUGGCCUCCACCUGCAGCAGCAGCCGCGAGCAACUUACUCUCCUUCACACGCUCCUCCGCAAGCAGCACAGUUCGCACCCGCAUCGCACCUCGGUCGCCCCGUGCACGCACCCGCUCUACACAGGCAAUACCCGGAGGCACAGCAGCCCUCAUACCCUAACCCGCAACACCAGCCAAACCGCGUCCAGCAGACAAGCCGACAAUUCCAGUUUGAAUACUAUCAAGACUAA